Molecule: messenger RNA, 3747 nt
Organism: Nomia melanderi (Alkali bee)
Lineage: Eukaryota; Metazoa; Arthropoda; Insecta; Hymenoptera; Halictidae
Gene: flz
Product: transmembrane serine protease filzig
Biological process (GO): proteolysis
Molecular function (GO): serine-type endopeptidase activity
Source: RefSeq, a predicted model, not a curated record
AUGGCUGCCGGGAAGAGUGUCCAAUUACUCCUCGUCAUCCUUUCUUCGACGUCCGUCAUUUCGCACUCUUACGUCGCCCAGGCUGCAGGAAAAAGAUUUUUCGGCGGCUACAGGAUACUGCCGAAAGUCUGCCAGCCCACGUUACCGUCGCGCAUCAAAUCGAGCGACCCGGCGAUAUGCAUGUUCAAUUACGAGUGCUCGCAACGGAACGGGCAAGUGGUGGGCGCCUGCAUGGACGGGUUCCUGUUCGGAGCGUGCUGUCAGUUGCCGUCGAAGAACUCGGCUCUGGGUAAUACCCACGAGAAGAUCCCAGGCGGCGAUGAAAUAUUCAGCGUGCACGAAAUCGAUCACGUGCCAGAUAUUCCUAUCCUGUUAAAUUCGGACGGCACUCCGCUCGGGAUGACGGUGUACCAGGACAACACUGUGAAGACCGAGACGCCUGGCAACUAUCUCAGCCACGACGGCACCUCCUACACGAAGAUCUCCACGUACAAUGCACCGUCAACCACCGCGAGACCCUCCAGCUCGCACAUCAUGGACACCAUUCAGAACGCGGAGAAGCCGCAGAUACCUGUCCAACCGGACAUCAGCCACCUGGAGGAGGACUUCUCGAUUCUACUAGGUCAGCACAACAUUUUGGACGAACUGUCGUUGCCCGGGUUGCUCAGUCAUACCGACUCGAACAACGACAUCCAGCAUCACCAGGCCGGCGGCGCGGUUAAUCCAGUCACUACCCUGCUCAGCCCUGAUCAGAUUCUGCAGAUCGCCGAUCCGGUUGACCAGCUGCCCGCGUUGUUCUCGCAAGGACUGGGUCAGAGCAAUCACAGUUCCGCUGACACGAUACUUUUGAACGAGAACGGCACCACUUUGAACGAGACUUAUAAUCCCGACGACUUGUUCAAGCCGAGCACCGAGUCCAGCACCGAGAGGAGGAGGGUGACCGAGACUACCCAGAGGCCGAAGGUGACCGAGGGCUUCACGGUUGCGACUACCAAAAAGAAGCCUUCGUACGGCGGUACGUAUCAGGGCAAUCCUGCGACUGAGUGGGUCAAGUUCCCUGAUCAAUACGGAUCCUCCAGCUACGACCACAAGUUCGCCACGUCUUCCAUGACGAAAGCACCGGCGAUCACGCAGAUGUACAGCAAUACGCAGAGAUUCACCACCACUCCUCCCUCGAUGGAGACCGAUGUCUUCGAGAAGGCUAGCACGAUAGAGGAAAGAGUGUCCACGAAGAAUGUUCAGGCGACUGGUUUCGGGAGCGAGAAGACUACCACGCCGAUGACUACUCUGAGCGACUCGAAAGAUGACCUGGUUAAAGUGCCGACGAUAACUUACAACACUCCGUCGGGAAUCAAGAAGGACGACUUGGCGGAUAAAGAGGAAAUAGCGAUCAAUCACAUAAUUUCCAUUUUAAACAACACGAAGCCCGGCUCGGGCACCACGAUUCAAACCCCGAAUUCGUCUAUCAACAAGUGGGUCAGCAUAGACGAAACCUCGAAGCCGUCCUUGGUCAGAAUCUCCACGACGAAGACCUCGACUCCUGCGCCGAUCACUACCCAAACUUUCCCUUACAUCUUUUACAAACCAGUGCACACAUCGAAUUAUUACAACUACGAAACAGUUCCAACAGAGACGAGCUACUCCACGUAUCCAACUACCAACACGCACUAUUCGAGGCCGUCUACCCAGUCCAGCAGCUUCAGCUACACUUCCAAGACGACGACCAACCCCCCAGCUCCUACAGUGAUAGUCCUAGGACCAUUCGAAACGGAAAUCUCCACAGAGACUACUCAGAAACUGGUGACGAGGAAGCCUGAGACUAUCAAACCCACUACUACGAUAGUCAAGCCCACGACUGGAUCGCUGAAGCCUCUGACUACGAAGAAGCCUAGCGUCUCUACGACUAUAACUCACAACAUCAGCACAGUGAUUUCAAACGUGGCUACCAACAACGUCGUCUCGACGAGUUUCUUCAGCGUGAACCUGAAAGAUGGAACCACUUCCAAGCCGACAGUCAGCAACAACUACAGCACCGAGCCUGUCACCGAAAACGAAUUGAUCUCCGUGAAAGUGACCAAAAGGCCGACCAUUUGGACGACGCUGACUCCCUGGUCAGAUAAACCAAGCUUCUCCUUGAAACCGUCCACGCAAUCGCUGCUUUACCCCGAGGAGAAUUUAACGCCAGUCAACACUGUGUUCGUGAAAGACACCAGCGUCUCAACGACGGUGAAAAUCAAACCGACAACGCCAGUUCCCCAUUGCGAGGACGACACGCCUGCCCCCGACGAUCUGAUCAACUUCCCGCCGGUUCGAAACCCGAACUUGAACAUCUCCGCGCCCACUUCGCAGCAGGAGAAACCGACUAUCGUCGAAACCUUUAACAACACGGGCUAUCCCGAGAUCGAGAUAGUCGGCGAGAACGAUAUACCGACUCCGACGUUCAUCGAGGACGACGUGCUGACGAACAAGGUGGACACGUUCGUGAACAAGAUUGUGCAGAGUCUGCAAGGCAAUUUUCAAGAUCUCAAGGAUAUCGUCUACAAUCGCGCGAACACGACGUUGGCGGCUCCGUCGACUACUACCAAGAGGCCAGCGGCUACUACCAAGAAACCAGUAAGGAGACCAGCGUCCACGGCUAAACCUUCGUUGAGUACAACAAGGAGACCAGCGACCACGAAGAGACCAACGAGCAGACCAACUCCAGCGAAACCGUCGGCGACUGAAAGGCCAGUUCGUCCCACGAAACUGACAACUUCGAGACCAAAGCCAACCACACUGUCCGGGGUUACCACGAAAAAGCCUCAGGUCACGACGAAACGCACCAGGCCGACCAGAAGACCUACCACAACCCCGGCUACCAGCACGGAAGCAGUUGUUCUGGAAGAGGAGGAAGCUAGUCCGUCCACUGCGGUCGAGACGACGACCACCUCGCAAACGCCAUCUUCCACGGACCUACGCGCGCAAUGUGGAAUAAGGCCUCUAGCUAGAGAAGGGAAAAUCGUCGGAGGCAAAAGCGCGUAUUUCGGAAAAUGGCCGUGGCAAGUUCUGAUCCGAGAAGCUACCUGGCUGGGCCUCUUCACGAAGAACAAGUGCGGAGGCGUUCUGAUCACGGAUAAAUACGUCGUGACCGCUGCUCACUGUCAACCAGGAUUCCUAGCGACUCUAGUGGCCGUUUUCGGAGAGUACGAUCUCUCCGGCGAGCUGGAAGACAAACGCAGCAUGACAAGGAACGUUCGACGCGUGAUCGUGAACAGGGGCUACGAUCCGGCGACUUUCGAGAAUGAUCUGGCUCUUCUGGAGUUGGAAUCGCCGAUCGUGUUCGACGAUCAUAUCGUGCCGAUCUGUAUGCCGGAAGACGGCAUCGAUUAUACGGGCAGAAUGGCCACUGUUACUGGCUGGGGACGAUUGAAGUACAACGGCGGCGUACCAUCGACUCUCCAAGAGGUCCAGGUGCCCAUAAUAAAGAAUUCCGUUUGCCAGGAGAUGUUCCAGACAGCCGGCCAUUCCAAGCUGAUCCUCGAUAGCUUCCUCUGCGCAGGAUACGCCACUGGGCAGAAGGACUCCUGCGAGGGUGACAGCGGCGGUCCGUUGGUGAUGCAGCGACCGGACGGACGAUGGUUUUUGGUGGGCACGGUGUCGCACGGGAUCAAAUGCGCCGCGCCUUAUCUGCCCGGCGUCUACAUGAGGACCACCUACUUCAAGCCCUGGCUGCAGGGUGUUACCGGGACCAGAGGAUUAGGGAACUGA